UUACACUCUCUCUUCUCUUCAAAUAUUCAUACCUUUAUUUUCUUUCCUUCCAAACAAGCACCUUACAAACACAGCACAAAACACAAAAUAAGCCCCCCUCUAGAAAGUUUCUAUCUUUAAUCUUCUGUUUGUUGCUCGAGAAGGAAUUUGAUCUAGAAUCUUUCUCGGGUUUGCGAAUAUGAUGUACGAACAGCAACAGCACCAGCAGCAAAUGAGAAUGGAUACCAAGAAGAAAGCUGCUCAUGAGAGGAAAAAGUCAAUGGAUGAAGAGAGGCUUGAGAUUGUGGAUUUGAGUGGGAUGUCUCUUGAUGCCCUGCCUAAUCCUUCCCUUAAUUUGGGAACUAUUUGCAAGCUUGAUCUUUCCAAUAACAAUCUUCAGAACAUACCAGAAUCCUUGACAGCAAGGUUACUAAACGUGCUAGUGCUGGACGUGCAUUCAAAUCAGCUGAAAUCUCUUCCAAACUCAAUUGGUUGUUUGUCCAAGCUUAAGGUCCUCAAUGUUUCUGGAAACCUUCUUGCAUUUCUCCCAAAAACCAUUGAAAAUUGCAGGUCAUUGGAAGAUCUGAAUGCCAACUUCAACAAGCUGAGCCAGCUCCCAGACACCAUUGGUUUUGAGCUCCACAACCUCAAGAAGCUAUCAGUGAACUCCAACAAGCUUGUCUUCCUACCACGCUCCCUCACCCACCUGUCUUCUUUGCGCGUACUAGACGCUCGUCUCAACUGCCUCAGGUCCCUCCCUGAAGAUCUUGAGAACCUUAUCAACCUUGAAAUUCUCAAUGUGAGCCAAAACUUCCAGUACCUCGAAACCCUACCAUACUCCAUUGGCCUCCUCAUGUCUCUUGUCGAAUUGGACGUCAGCUACAACAAGAUCACGGCUCUACCAGACUCCAUCGGAUGCCUCAAGAAGCUUCAGAAGCUUACUGUACAAGGCAACCCUAUGUCUUCGCCUCCUCCUGAGGUGUUUGAGCAAGGAUUGCAUUCAGUGAAGGAGUACCUUAGUGAGAAAAUGAAUGGGGGACACAAGAGCCCACCCAAGAAGAAGUCUUGGAUGGGCAAGUUGGUCAAGUACGGCACAUUCAACGGGGCUCGAAGCGUAUCCCGGGAGGAGAAAGAAGGGUUCAUCAUGCCCGAGUAUCGCUCCAUCGACGGCCUUGCUUCCCCGAGGUACAUGGGGAUGUUCUCACCACGUCGCCUCUUCUCUCCCCGUAAUUACUUCACUCGGUGAAGGGUAAAAUCGUCUUUCGGAAAAAAUAAUGAAAAUUAAGAAUCCUACUUACGUUCAUGAAUCAUGAGUUUGAAUACUCAUGAGGAUGGGGUUAAUGUCGAGAGUGUGUGUGUUUUUGUUUUUGUUUUUGUUUUUGUUUGGGGUGAUGGUAUUGGUAAUUAAUGGUGUUAUAAACCAUGUAGGUAAGUGGGGUUGAUAGUAGGAUUGUCUUGUGGAUAAGUUCUUUGAGCAGAUCAUGUAGCUUGCAUUAGAAAUAGUAUUAUAGGGUCUCCUCUAUAUCAGAUAGAUACAUGGGGUCUGUGGGUCAUUUAAAAUAUUAGUAUUUCAUGCAUGUCUGGUCUGUAAAUAAAUUUCAUGGGCUUCAUGUACAGUUUUGGAUCUUUUUAUAAAUAAAUCUUUUGUAGCAACCGGAAUUUAUUA
Molecule: messenger RNA, 1645 nt
Organism: Prunus persica (peach)
Lineage: Eukaryota; Viridiplantae; Streptophyta; Magnoliopsida; Rosales; Rosaceae
Product: plant intracellular Ras-group-related LRR protein 6
Exons: 3
Coding region: 179-1225 (348 amino acids)
Molecular function (GO): protein binding
Source: RefSeq, a predicted model, not a curated record